Zea mays is the source of this 661-nucleotide messenger RNA. Its product is annotated as seed specific protein Bn15D1B. Bases 114 to 482 code for a protein of 122 amino acids. NCBI's taxonomy places the organism in Eukaryota, Viridiplantae, Streptophyta, Magnoliopsida, Poales, Poaceae. The record is from RefSeq and is marked provisional. The transcript has 2 exons.
GACUACUAUCAUCAUUUCAACCUCUCUCCCUCGGCCUCGCCGGCGGCACAGCGCAGCGCUUCCACUGUUGGGUGUGGUGGAUUUCCUCCGCCCCCGAACGAUCGAUCUUUUGCAUGGCAGCAGCGGCUAGCUCCAAGGGGCGGGCGAUCGCUGGGAGCUUCGUCAGCCGCGUCCUGGCCGGCAAGGCCGCCUCCCCGAGGAGGGCCGUGCACGCCUCGUCGUACGACAAGAACCCGGAGGAGCAGGUGCGCCCGGCGUUCGUGCCGGACGAUGUGAUCGGCGGCGCGGGGAGCCCCGACAAGUACUGGAGCCCCCACCCCAAGACCGGCGUGUUCGGCCCGGCGGCGGUGGACACCAACCAGCUGGGCGUCGCCGCUGACGCUGCCGCCGCGAAUGCGGCUGCAGCAGGAGGCACGGUGCUGGACCAGAAGGUGUGGUUCCGCCCGCUCGAGGACGUCGAGAAGCCGCCCCCCGUCGCCUGAACCGCGCCACGCCCACGCGACGCGACGCUGCCAGCCCACACUGCUGAUACAAGGGCGGCGGCCGGGAGGGAGAGUCCUGGCAACGUCAUGCUCGUGCCUGUAAUAAGAACAAGCAGGAGAUGUGUGUGCCUGUGAUGUACCGGUGUCGUUAUCAGCGUUAUACAAGUACUUGCGGUUCA